AUUGUCGCUGGCUACACGCUGCUAUGACGCUUUUUUUCUGCGACUGUGCCGGUUAUGCACGUCGUGGAUAGCAGCGAUGCUCUUUAUUACACAGUGAAAAAUGACCAGUUCCAUUCUUAAUGGAUUGAGCAUCCUAACUAAACCCGUUGGAGAAGUGUCUGUUAGUCAGGCACAUGGCUCCCAGCAGAAAGCCUUACUGGAUGCACUGCAGGCCAAUCAGGCCCUCCUGCAGGAGCACCUGCAGGCUCAGGGAAGAGAACCAGAGGUGCUUGAGGUUCUAGCAGCUGUGCGGAAACAGGCUGAAUGGGCCAGCGAGCAGACCGAGGACAUCACCUGGAGCUUUGUCCAGGAGUGUCUGGUUCUGCUCCUGGGCUUGGGCCGUCACCUGGCCCACCUGCGGGAGUCCUUCGACCAGGAGAGCUUGUCGUUGCUACCAGCUGACAGCGCCCGUCGACGCCGCACCCCCGAGGCGGCCCCUCCGCUGCCCCCGGACGUACUGAGCGUGGCGCAGCAGAGGACUUUGGGGACCGGGCUGCAAUUCGCCGUGACCCUGGGCCUGUGCCCAUAUCUAGCCGCGGGCGUGGGGGUGCCCCUGGGCCGCAGGUCUGCGCUAGGUGCGUCAGUGGAGGGUGCGGUGAGGAGAGACGUGCUGCCCUCGACCGAGCGCCGGCUCCUGAUCACAGCCUUCGCCCUGCUGGAGCUCAGCACCGUGCCGUCCCUCGCCACCGAGCUCUUCACCAGCCAUCUGGGGGACGUCAUGGCUGCCCUGUGCCAGCUGGGAUACCGCCUGCCACGGCCUGAGCGGGGUGCUGCGGUGAGCGAGAAGAUUCUUGGUCUUAGUGCUGAAGAACACAGGAAGUGCAGAGAGGCGCUCCAAAGCCUCUUGGGUAAAGUCUACCAGCCAAUCGUCAUCAAGGAGCUCCUGGUCCUCCAAGGUGGCCCUAAACAGAGCCGUGUGGGUCCCGGUGGCGGUGGUGCCGGUGUCGGUGGGAGCAGGGUGGCUGCUCUGGCUCAGGCCCCGGCCUGGCUUCGGCGUUUGUGUGGACAGCUGCUCUCUGAGAGGCUGAUGCAACCCGGCGGGGUCCAGUACGUGGUGCGCGCCAUCUUGGAGGGUGCUGGGGGGGGAGACUCAGACUGGAGGAAGUGUGAUGCUGUGGCCCGUAUCUUAGCAACCUGCCCUCAACAGUCCCUCUCACCUGAGGCUUACUACAGCCAGGUCUGCCCACAGGUGCUUGAGCUCCUUCACUUCAAAGACAAGCUGACAGCGCAGCAGUUCCAGCGUGUCGCCACCAGGGCGGCGCUCACCAUGGUGGACGAGCGUUUGGAAUUUGCCCAGCCCUACCUGUUAGAACCCCUCUUCAAGCCACUCCUCUGUUGUGGGAGAAUAACAGUGGAGGGUGAGGCCAAGAGCUCAGUGCAGGAGUGGGAGCUGACACGCUGUGUGGAUGAUGUGUACAAGAUAUUUGUGGUGGGGAACAGGCCAAGUGAGCUGCUGCUGAGGAGUCUGGGAGAUGUAAUUCCAGUCAUCUUUGCUCUGUAUAGCUUCACAAAACAGAAUGCUUCCCAUCUCCGCGCCCCCUGUCAGGAGAUCCUGCUGUGGCACCUGUGCCAGGCUGAGGGAGGGCAGGCCCUUCCUCUCCUGAGGCGACUCUGCGGGCUGGGGGCAGAGCCAGGAGGAGGAGUGGCACCGGGGUGGCAGUUCUCACCGGGCAGCGAGGGAGGAGCCAUACUCACACCCAAAGAGCCAAUCAGUGAUGAGGACGAGGAGCUGUAUGAGAGGCUGUGCGGGGAGCAGUGGCGUGUGGAGUGUGUGGCUCAGCUGCUGGGGGAGAUGAAGGACAGCGACCUGCCUGCAAACUUCUUCCUGCAGCUGCUACAGGAGCUGACCAGCUGGACAGCCGAACAGGAAGUGGAAGAGUUGGAACAGGAAGUGGACACAUCCUCCAUGACACUGCUAGAGCUGGAGCUGCACCUGAUUGGCCAGGUGGCAGGGCCUGGUCAGAAGCUGGCUCUGCUGCAGGUGCUGGCCGUGUUGUGUGAGGGCCUGCCCCAUACUGUGCUGUUGCGCAAGCCUGCUCAGGCUGUGGAGUUCAUAGUGGCCAUGCUGCAGCGUGCGUGUGUGUGUCUGGAGCAGGGAGGGGAGGGGCCGGUGGAGGCCCAGACCCUGCGCAUGGGAAUGGGCCUGGUGGCCGCUCUCAUGUCUGGAGACACCAAGCUGAGUGGAGAGGACUACUCUGCCAUGUCCAAACUGUUGCCCCUUCUGGAGCAGAUCUCUGAAUUGCAUCCAGACGCCCUGUUGAAGGAGUUGGCCACUGAUCUGAAGGCAGCCAUCGCCACCCAUGGAGCUUACAGGCCUGACACCAUCACCCGUGCCGCCCAGCAUCACGCCACACACACUCACACUGGCACGGCGCGGACCAAACCCACUCCAACUGCACGCCAGACCCAGCCAAGAAGAGCACCAGCAGCAGCAACAGCAACCACAGCACGCGCUCAAAGCAAGCCAGCCAAGAGAACAGAACCACUCAUCACUGAGAUCAGUUCCGUUUCCAUGGCAACCAAAGACAACGGAACUCCAGAUGCUCCUGGUGCACCUGCCUCCUCUGCAGAGCAGCUCAGAGUGUCGGGUUCUUCUGCAGAGAGGCGGGAUCGACCUCUGGCUGCGAGUAUCCCUGUGUCCCCGUUCAGCGCUGGAACAGCCGGAGCAGAGGGUGGUCCAUCGUUCAUCUCUGAGUGCCUUCUGGAGGCCUGUGACCCAGAUGUGCCCACACGAGCGGCAGCGCUGAGGACCCUCACCCGCGCCUUGCAGAACCACCAGCAGGAGGCGCUAGAAGCACAGGAGAAACUGGUGACGCUAUUCCUGGAGAAUCUGGAGCACGAGGACUCUUUUAUCUACCUCUCGGCCAUUCAAGGUCUGGCGGUGCUGGCUGAGGCGUUCCCAGAGCGGAUCCUGCAGAGGCUGCUGGGAGAGUACCAGACUGGGCCCUCGCUGCCCUCCUCACAGCCUGAGCCCUCGCUGGAGACACGCCUCAAAAUGGGAGAGGUGCUCAUGAGAGCCAGUCGGGCCAUGGGCGAGUUGGCACCACACUACGGCCACCCGCUGAUCGGCACCUUCCUGAGUGGCACACGUGACCCGGACCCCAGCAUGCGUGCCAGCUGCCUGUCCAACAUGGGCGAGCUGUGCCAACUGCUCCGCUUCAGCCUGGGCCCGCUGGCACAGGAGCUGAGUGUGUGCCUGACGGCUCUGAUGAAGACUGAGAAGGAGGCUGAAGUACGGAGAGCAGCGGUGCAUGUCAUCACACUGCUUCUGAGGGGGCUGAGCCACACAGCCACACAGGUUCUGUCCGACGUCUUGCUGGACCUGUAUCGGGCUCUGAAAUGGGUCGUGCGUUCAGACCGGGACGAGGUGGCUGUGCUGCAUGCUCAGCUGGCCCUGGAGGAGCUGGAUGACAUCAUGCGGAAGUUCAUCUUCCCCGAGCAGAAGCUGGAGAAGAAGAUCGUGGUCCUGCCAUAAACAUAAACUCACAAGAGGUUCAGAAGAUCGUGUUGGCUGCCAUCAUGUCAGACCAUCACUGCAACAGCCACCCCCUUCAACAGUUUAAAUGGCCUUUUAAGAGACUUGUGGAUACCACGGUGAUACAAACAGAUUAAUUAGUUCAAAGCAGUGGUUUACUAAAGCUAAUUGAUUAACUAAGAUCUUAAUGUGAACACUCUCAACCGGCUGA
Messenger RNA from Clupea harengus (Atlantic herring), 3725 nucleotides. RefSeq names its product transport and golgi organization 6 homolog (Drosophila) (gene tango6). The record is from RefSeq and is a predicted model, not a curated record. Gene Ontology annotation, biological process: protein secretion. NCBI's taxonomy places the organism in Eukaryota, Metazoa, Chordata, Actinopteri, Clupeiformes, Clupeidae.